Sporothrix brasiliensis 5110 is the source of this 636-nucleotide messenger RNA. RefSeq names its product regulator of ribosome biosynthesis. NCBI's taxonomy places the organism in Eukaryota, Fungi, Ascomycota, Sordariomycetes, Ophiostomatales, Ophiostomataceae. The transcript has a single exon. The record is from RefSeq and is a predicted model, not a curated record. The coding region runs from base 1 to 636 and encodes 211 amino acids. Gene Ontology annotation, biological process: ribosomal large subunit biogenesis; ribosome biogenesis; endonucleolytic cleavage in ITS1 to separate SSU-rRNA from 5.8S rRNA and LSU-rRNA from tricistronic rRNA transcript (SSU-rRNA, 5.8S rRNA, LSU-rRNA). Gene Ontology annotation, cellular component: nucleus; nucleolus; preribosome, large subunit precursor. Gene Ontology annotation, molecular function: protein binding.
AUGGCCGCAACGGCCAGCACCACGCCCGCUGGCCAGCGCGGGCCCAAGCUGCAGGUGGCCGUCGAAAAGGACACGCCGUACACCUUUGAUCUCGGCCUCCUCCUCGCCAACGACGCAAAUCCGGCGACCAUCACGUCCGCCGCCGCCGACAAGGACGCCCACGAGGCCGACCUCGCGGCCGUCGCCCGCGACGGCGCCCAGGCCCUGGUCAACCAGCUGCUCACCACGUGCCGCAUCGAGCGCACCACCGCCGACGGCGUCCUCCUCAACUUGCCGCCCGUCGCCACCGCCCUGCCGCGCGAGAAGCCCGUCCCGGAGCCCAAGCCGCCCACCAAGUGGGAGCAGUUUGCGGCGCGCAAAGGCAUCAAGCCCAAGACCCGCGAGCAGCGCAAGAACCUGCAGUACAACAAGGAGACCAACGCGUGGGAGCGCAAGUGGGGCUACAAGGGCGCAAACAAGUCGGCGGCCGAGACGGACUGGCUGGUCGAGGUCAAGACGUCCGAGUACGGCAAAGACGCCGAGCUGGCGGCCAAGGGCGCGUCGUACCGCGGCGAGGGCCGGCGCGAGCGGAAAGAGCGCAUCAAGCGCAACGAGCGCAAGAUGCGGCGGAACCAGGAGCGGGCAUCACGGACGUGA